Chroicocephalus ridibundus (black-headed gull) is the source of this 5873-nucleotide messenger RNA. RefSeq names its product polypeptide N-acetylgalactosaminyltransferase 5 (gene GALNT5). The record is from RefSeq and is a predicted model, not a curated record. Bases 128 to 2653 code for a protein of 841 amino acids. The transcript has 10 exons. Gene Ontology annotation, molecular function: polypeptide N-acetylgalactosaminyltransferase activity. NCBI's taxonomy places the organism in Eukaryota, Metazoa, Chordata, Aves, Charadriiformes, Laridae. Gene Ontology annotation, cellular component: Golgi apparatus. Gene Ontology annotation, biological process: protein O-linked glycosylation.
CGCGGGCGGCCGGCGCUGGGUGGGGCGGGAGGCGCACGGCCCGGCCCGGCCCCGUCCCGCCUCUCCGCUCCGCUCCCUGCGGGCACGGCCUGCGGCGGCCCGGCUGCCCCUCCGCCCGCCCGCGGGGAUGAGCGGGCUGCGGCGGCUGUUCCGCGGCAGCGGGCGGGCGCUGGCGUUCGUCUUCGCCGCCUCCGUCGUCUGGCUGCUGCUCGACAUGGCCGCGCUCCGCCUCUCCCUCGGCGACGCCGGCGGGCGGCUGCUGAGGGAGGCGGCGGGCGGCGGGCAGGGGCGGGCGGGGCGGCGCGGACCCCCGGCCCUCCCGGGCAGCCCCCGGCCCGGCCCCGCCGCAUUGGGCCGCGCAGGGAGGGCGGCCGCCCGCCGGGAGCCCCCCGGCCCGCCGAGCCACCCGCCCGCCGCCGGGCGCCCCGCGGGCCCGCUGGGGGCUCGGCCGGCCCCGCCGCGCUGGGCUGUCGGGCGGAGGGGCGGUGCGGGGGCCGCAGCCCCCUCGAGGGCAGCGGAGGAGGUUGAGACGGAGCCCGCGGGACGCGGAGCCAGGCGGCGGGGGGCACGGCCACCGCCCCCCAGCGAGCCCCCAGCCCCGGGGGCUGCCCGCCCAGCGGGGGCCCGGGGGACGGUGACGGGGGCACCCCGACACGCCGGCACGGUGGGGAGAGCCAGCCUGGCACCCCCGGGGGCCCUGCCUGCGCCGGGGGAAACUCCAGUGGGAAAGAAAGAAACUUCCUCGGAAAAUCACUUCGUGUUUAUUAGCAAAGAGGGGACAAAACUCGCCAGCGCAGCAGCCCCCCAGCUUGGAUCUGAGCCUGCAGGGAGCUCCACAAAGAGCCGAGGAAAGCGCAACGAGCAGCAGAUCGCUAACGAAAAUGGCAACGGUGCCCAUGCCGCGAACGCCAUCACCGGUGCCCAUACUGCCAACGCCAUUGACGGUGCCCGUACUGCCAAUGCCAUCACUGGGGCCACAGUGCUGGGUGGCCAGAGCCGGACGCUGGGUGCGACGCCGGGAGUGGGUCCCGGUGCGCCUGCCACCUUCGAGGACGGGCAGGAGCGGGCAGGUGGCAGCAGCCUGGGAACGCACAGGGUCUUGUCCCUGGAUGCGACACUUGCCCCCCGAGACCCCCAAGCUCCUGGCCAGUUUGGGCACCCUGUUGCGGUCCCUGACGAUAAACAAGAAGAAGCAAAAAGCAGAUGGAAAGAAGGGAACUUUAAUGUCUACCUCAGCGAUUUGAUCCCUGUGGACCGAGCCAUCGUGGACACCAGGCCUGCUGGGUGCUCUGAGCAGCGGGUUCAUGAUGACCUCCCGACCACCACCAUCAUCAUGUGCUUCGUGGAUGAAGUGUGGUCCACCCUGCUCCGCUCCGUUCACAGCGUCCUCGGCAGAUCUCCUCCACACCUGAUUGAAGAAGUCAUUUUGGUGGACGACUUCAGCACUAAAGAGUACCUCAAGGAGAAGCUGGACACAUACAUGUUGCAAUUCCCAAAGGUGAAGAUCCUCCAUCUCAAGGAGAGGCACGGUCUAAUACGGGCCAGGCUGGCAGGAGCAGAGAUCGCCAAAGGCGCCGUCCUGACCUUCCUGGACUCGCACGUGGAAUGCAACGUGGGGUGGCUGGAGCCGCUGCUGGAGAGGGUCCACCUGAGCCGGGCCAAGGUCGCCUGCCCUGUCAUCGAGGUCAUCAGCGACAAGGACAUGAGUUACAUGACCGUGGACAACUUUCAGCGUGGCAUUUUUACUUGGCCAAUGAAUUUUGGAUGGAGGCAGAUUCCACAAGAGGUCGUCGAGAAAAAUAAAAUCAAGGAGACGGAUAUAAUAAGGUGCCCGGUCAUGGCAGGUGGCCUGUUUUCCAUCGAUAAGAAGUAUUUUUUUGAGCUGGGAGCAUACGACCCAGGACUGGAUGUUUGGGGAGGUGAAAACAUGGAGAUUUCGUUCAAGGUCUGGAUGUGUGGUGGAGAGAUUGAGAUUGUUCCAUGCUCCAGAGUUGGGCACAUUUUCAGGAACGACAAUCCUUAUUCCUUCCCAAAAGAUCGGGUGAGAACGGUGGAGAGGAACUUGGCCCGCGUUGCAGAGGUCUGGCUGGACGAGUACAAGGAGUUAUUCUACGGCCACGCUUACCACUUGGUUUUGAAAAACCUGGAUGUUGGCAACCUGACUCAACAAAUCCAACUGCGAAAGAAGCUUCAGUGCAAAAGUUUCAGGUGGUACCUGGAGAAUGUCUACCCAGACCUGGAAGCUCCCCUGGUUAAAGCCAGCGGGCUGCUUGUUAACAUAGCCAUGGCAAGAUGCAUCACUGUGGAAAACACCACUCUAGCUUUUGAGGCGUGCGAUGUUAACAACAAGGACCAAAAGUUCAACUACACCUGGCUGCGGCGGAUCCAGCACGGAGAGCUCUGCCUCGCCCCGGCCGGCGCCGCAGGAGCGCUGGGGCUGCGCCGCUGCCAGGGACGGAGCCGCAGCCCCACCUGGCUGCACAGGUCACUGGCCACCAUCCAGCCGGACCUGACGGACCACAUCAUCUCAGAGCACCUGCAGCAGCCGGCGUGCUUGGAAGUGGAUCCCUCGCACAAAGCCCUGAGGGUCAAUGCCUGUGACUCCGCAAAUCCUUAUCAAAAGUGGCAGUUUGGCAAUUACUAUGCAGACUGAAGGGAGCACAGUUGAACCAGAAACGCUGGGUUUUCAUCUUGUGAAUUCAGCAAGGACUUGUGAAGUCAGCUGCGCGACUUGUGACAGCAAUUAGAAAACUGGAAGCUCAUUUCCAAAUGAUAAUUGAAAUCCCUAAUUCAAACCAGCAUAUUGAGAGAUCAGAAUACCAAGAGCAGCACAUCUGGUUUAAAGAUGUCUGAAACAGGUAGGCGUGCUUUCCCUCACUGUGGAAGACCUUGGCAAAAACUCAAAUAAUUUUCUGUAUUAUUAAAUGGAAAUAUUUUCUGAAGUCUCCCAUCCUACCGUAAACAAACCUUCCUCAGUUCCCCCCGGACAACAGCAUAAGCUACAGAAAUACUUCCAGGGCUCUGUAGUCUAUAAACAGAAAAUUGGGCUGCUUAUUCUUCCCCAGCCUGAGAAAUGGAAGUUUAUUGACCAGCGCAUUAAAAAAAUCCAUCCGACGUGCCCAUGCUGGGUCUGGCCACAGGAUCCUGCCCUGUGGGACCCGUUGCCUCUGACAGAUGAGUAUCAGGGUUCCGUUGGAAUCGAUUGCUUAUCGAAAAAGCCUUCUUUUAAUAAUGGAAGGCAAAUGUGGGUCGAUAAGCCACCCAGCAGAGGAGGAAAACUGGGGGCUGCAGAAGAAGCAAGGAGCACGCCUUGCUCACGCCCCGGGGACAGGGGGGUGUGUUCCCCUGUGUUGCUUGGAGGUGAGGGGAGCUGCCGGGCCGGCAAACCGGGGCUUAUCCUGCUUCUUGCCGGUGGCGUGCACCAGCACUCCUCAUCCCAGGGCGGCGGGGCUGUGUCCCCCAGCCCCUACGGCUUUUUCGGGGCUCCCCAGGGACCACUGCCGCUUUCCUUGGCCCCCGGCUGGCUGGGGCACGGGGUUGUGCUGGAGCCCGGUGGUGCUCGGUGCAGCCCUGAGCAGUGUCCUCCCCACCGUGGUGGAGGGAGGGCAGAGACCCCUGGCAGGACGUCUCACAACCCAAAACUUCUACCUGCCGGCGCUCAGGAUGGGUGAAAACACCUGCUGAACUGGGUGAGGGCUCUGCCUCAGAAACAGAGCUGGCUGCAGAACACAACUGCGUGCGGGCACACACCUUUCGUGGGGGCUGUCACAGAGGUGGACACAGGACCUCACUGGCACCAGCCACCACACAAGCAGGGGUGGCCGGGCUCUGCGCACCAAAAGUCCCUCCAAACUUACCAUCACGGGCAUGUUUCUUUUUUCUUACUGUGAAAUUUUUUAUUUCCAAGAGCCAUCACUGGCUGAUGACGCAUUGGAUAGGAAACUAAACUGAGGUCCAGGAUUGGUAACACCGGUGCAUCCCAGGCGGGAUUUCUUCCCCGGUUUCUGUUGGGAAGUUCCCGCAGUGGAGGCUGCUCCCCGUGUCCCUGGGGGACAGCAGCACUCCUCCUGCUGCCCUGCGCCGGGCCGAGGGGCUUCUGCAGCACAAGCCUUGGGGGACGCGCAGGGCUGAGCGUUGCACUCCAUCCUCAUGCCGCGGGUGACCGCGUCUGAGCCUCCACCCUCCCGUGUUCACACAACACCUCACACCUCUCCUCCGGUCUUUCGGAAUGCCCCGGCAUAACGUUACCUCUCACGUGGGGGAUCAGUGCUGACAGCGUCUGACAGGCUGCAGCUGACAAAAUAUUGACUGGCCCAACAGAUUUCCCCAGUUGGCUCCCAUUCCAGCUGUCUCCCCGAUUUUCUCUCCCUCCGUUAGUGCAGCUCGCCUGCAGUCACCAUCAGAAAAAUGACACAGGCGUUGUUUGUGCAGUCAUCUUUUAUCAGGAGCAUGAAUUUCAGCAAAUUCUGAUUGCUGACAUUCAAUCGCUUGUCACCGGGCAGGCACCCAACGGUCAUAUGUCACGGUCACAUCCCAUUGCCAGGCUUGUCACUCGCGCUCUGCUGCCCCGUUCGGGUAAAUGCUCACUUCCACGUUGGUGUCUGUUGCUCACAGCCGGGAGCGUGCCCUGGGGCUGCCGGCAGUGAGCUGCAGCCCUGCCGUAGCACACUGUUGAGGGGCGUCGGGAUGGCACCGCGCUGCCUGUGCUGCCUAAAACAAGUGUGUCUUUUCUGUCCCGCUUGGCAGCCGUGGGGAUCGGCGUCUCGCUGCUCCUCACGAGCUGCCCGCUCCCUCUGCCAUCUCCGCCGGGGGCGUGGGGGCCAGGGAGGCUUUGUGGGCCGUAGGGAAUGGAGGAAGCACCAGGGGUGGGAAGGUCCACGGCUGGGGACGGGGAUGGGAGCUGCUGCCAUCCCCAGUGUCGGCAAAGGGAAACACGCGGCUUUUCCGACCGUGAACAAAUGCAUGGGCACGGCAUGGCGUGCUGUGCUGCCAUCCCUAAGUGCCCUGAAUGGAAGUGGCGAUGGUUGGAGGCCCUGUUUGUUUUAUUUAAUUAAAAAAAAUAAAGUUUCAGAAAAGGGAACACAUGAUAAUAGAUGAAGCUUCUUCCUCUGAGCCCCAUGUGUUAACUCUCUGACCAAUUCAGGCCUUUCCAGGGACUCUCCUGCCCUAGUAGCUGCCAGGGCAACCCCAAAACAUGGCCCCAGGAAGAACUGCUAAACCACCAAUUUCCCCUGGUUUAGGGUUGUGCUAAAAAGCCCUAAAAACCUAAAAAGCACAGCCCCAUGUGCUGAUGAUGCCCGUGUAGCGCGCUGUUAGUGCAGCAAUGGCAACAGCCGGCGCUGGCUGCUGUGCCCUGCGGCUGCUGCAGGUGUUGUGGCAACUGGCACGUUUCUGCCGAGAUGGUUUCAUUCCCAUUCAAGUUGGGCGCGCGGUGCUCCUGCCAACGCCUCCCGCAGGGGAGCCAGCCCCGCGCCACGCUGCCCGGAGAGGGGGGAAAGGCAUCUCAACCCUCCAGAAGGCCUCGAUGUACCUCGCACCUGCCGUCAGCCCUCACCUGGCUGUUCUCAGCUGACCAAACUCUGCUGUCCAAGGAAGAUAAAAAACUAGUCCAAGUUUCUUGAAAGUCUCGGCAAGGCUCCGCGCUGAGCUGGAACCUGAGCCCACAGUACACCCAGCAUCGCAUCCCUGCGCUUGGAGGCUGGAAUCUGGAGUCUACCUGUCACCUGGGGUAUAAGCCAGAUGUUAAACACGGUUACAGACAGACGUAUGAUAAAAGGAGAAAAAAAAUCUGCCUUUUGCUAAAGCGAGCACAGGGCUCAGCCAGCCGUGCCUCUCCCUGCGAUACAGACAGCUUCUCCUGCUGUCCCACGGCG